Lottia gigantea (owl limpet) is the source of this 654-nucleotide messenger RNA. RefSeq lists its product as hypothetical. The transcript has a single exon. Bases 1 to 654 code for a protein of 217 amino acids. Lineage: Eukaryota; Metazoa; Mollusca; Gastropoda; Lottiidae. The record is from RefSeq and is a predicted model, not a curated record.
AUGGCAAAUAAAAUACUAGAUCCAAUCUUUAGAUUAUACGAUCCGUUUCUUUAUUCGUUUAACAAGAAAAAAGAGGAUUAUAUUAUAAUCUCACCCACUGUUGGUUCUAAAUCCCAACUGAAUGAUGGUGGUAGAAUUACCUUUGAAAUAAAUUCAUUAUCGAAUUGGUUGCUUCUUUCCGAUGCUUAUUUCAGAUGUGAUUUCAAAAUUAAAGAUGGAACUCAGAAAUUAGAAAUAACGAAUCUCCAACUUUUCAUACCCGUAAUAACACCAUCAAUUGAAGUAGAAACGAGAAUAUUCAACUCAUUAACUAAAGAUAUUGAAAUAGCUUUUCUUCAUCGUAAUACAGUAGGUAGCAUGACUUUAACUGGAGAAUCCACUACAUGGCCAAUCACUAACACUAUUAAACCAGCAAGAUAUUUAAUGGUUGGUUUCAAGAACUUAGCAGAUUCUCAAACGAAUAACAAUAAUGUCUUCAGAGUGGCAAUGAACCAAACUCAAGAUCCUUUAAUCCAUAAAGUUCAAGUAAGAUUAAACAACAAUAAUUAUCCUAACCAACCUUUAACAAUUAAUCCAACCACAAAGGAUUAUAAUGAAUUGUAUAGAAACUAUAAAAACAUGUGUGAAUUAUUUAGAAAUCCACCUCAGUUUUAA